Cyprinus carpio (common carp) is the source of this 2927-nucleotide messenger RNA. Its product is annotated as dual specificity protein phosphatase 6-like. The record is from RefSeq and is a predicted model, not a curated record. Gene Ontology annotation, molecular function: MAP kinase tyrosine/serine/threonine phosphatase activity; protein tyrosine/threonine phosphatase activity. Gene Ontology annotation, cellular component: cytoplasm; cytosol. Lineage: Eukaryota; Metazoa; Chordata; Actinopteri; Cypriniformes; Cyprinidae. Gene Ontology annotation, biological process: positive regulation of apoptotic process; negative regulation of ERK1 and ERK2 cascade; regulation of heart growth.
CGCUUGUAUCCAUUCACUAGCUCGCGGUGACAGAGAGCACAUCUAGGACUAGAGCGGCGGAGGACGCAGCGUUGCUUUCUCCGGGAUAAAUCUCGAAGGUAAAUAAAGCUACGAAGCGUUUUGUUUGAGCGACACGUCUGCGAUCGAUAUUCGACGGGAUAUCUAGAUCGGUUCGUGUGAAAAUCGACGGCGAGAGAAGAGAGGUUAUAUAACGAGAAGACAACGUCAGUGGCUCGCGCACUCACUGGCUAGUGUGAGUCAUUGAUAAAUGCACACAGUUGCAUGAAUGGGCUGGAAGUAGAGCGAGUCUGCGCUUGACUCUCGAAGCAAAACCCGAGGAUUUUAAUCAUCUCGACGGCGCAGAAGAGACUUGGACUUGAGAAUCUCAAUGCUCCAAGCCUGAGACGUCCACGCUCUAUUACAGCACGUCUUUUCCGCAGUUUAAGGUCUCACGGUACUGUACCGUAUUUCACUAAUGCUUGAUAAGUUCAAACCCGUGCAGUUCGACUCGGUCAUGGCCAUAAGCAAGACGGUAGAGUGGCUGAAGGAGCAGCUGGAGACGCGCAGGGACUGUUUGCUCGUUAUGGACUGCCGAGCGCAAGAGCUCUACGAAUCGUCGCACGUCGAAACGGCCAUUAACGUGGCCAUCCCGAGCCUCAUGCUCCGGCGACUCAAGAAGGGCAACCUGCCCAUCAAGUCUCUGCUUUCCAACGGGGAAGACAGGGAGAGGUUCGCGCGGAGGUGCAAGACGGACACUAUCGUGUUGUACGACGAGUACAGCUGCGAGUGGAACGAGAACAUCGACGGCGGCUCCGUGUUGGGUUUACUGCUGAGGAGAAUGAAGGACGAGGGCUACAAGGCUUUCUAUCUCGAGGGUGGCUUCAGCAAAUUUCAAGCUGAAUUUCCCACAAUGUGCGAGACGAACCUCGACGGUUCCUCCAGCAGCAGUUCACCGACCUCCCAGGUGCUGGGUCUCGGAGGGCUCCGGAUCAGCUCUGACUCCUCGGACAUCGAGUCGGACAUCGACCGAGACCCAUGCAGCGCCACCGACUCAGACGGCAGCCCUCUUUCUAACCCCCAGCCCUCGUUCCCCGUGGAGAUCCUGCCGCAUCUGUAUCUGGGCUGCGCGAAGGACUCCACGAACCUGGAUAUCCUGGAGGAGUUUGGCAUCAAGUACAUCUUGAACGUGACCCCUAAUCUUCCUAACAUGUUCGAGAACGCCGGGGAGUUCAAGUACAAGCAGAUUCCCAUCUCCGAUCACUGGAGCCAGAAUCUCUCACAGUUUUUCCCAGAAGCCAUCAGCUUUAUUGAUGAGGCCCGUGGACAGAAGUGUGGCGUUCUCGUUCACUGCCUGGCCGGUAUCAGCCGUUCGGUCACGGUAACGGUGGCAUACCUCAUGCAGAAGCUCAACCUCUCCAUGAACGACGCGUACGACAUAGUCAAGAUGAAGAAGUCCAACAUCUCGCCCAAUUUUAACUUCAUGGGCCAACUUUUGGACUUUGAGCGCACAUUGGGACUCAAGAGCCCGUGCGACAACCGAGUUCCGGCUCCAACCCAGCCGUUGUACUUCACCACGCCGACCAAUCACAACGUUUUCCAGUUGGACCCUCUCGAGUCCACGUGAGGUCCUGCCCUGAUUUGAAUCGAACGUGAGUUUCUUUAUUUCGACACCUGUCGAGGGGUUCCUGACGUUAUUGAUGUUGGCUUGAGACGACGGCUGACCAGAGUAGCCACUGAUGGGGCAUGCGGUUGCCCAGAGCUUCUACGUUGCUGUUUAACAGAGAGAGAUCAUGUGACUCUAUAUCUUCAAGACUCUUUAAAGUAGUUUGUUUUAUACAUAAACACAUAUAUCUCCGUAUAUAUACAUAUUCAAGCAUGGAAAGACUGUGGAAAUAGAAAGAACAUCUGAUAUAUUGGGGCUGGUGUGCCAAAGAGACUUGACUAGAACUGAACAACGACAAAUACUCCAUUUGUUUUGUUUAGCACUUGCACCUUGACAUUUUCUAGGUGUGCUCUUCUUGUCUUCAAUGAAGACUUGCCUGUUUUUGGGACGAGACUUCCCUUCGGUAAUGAUGGCAGAGUGUACUGUACUCCAACUUAUUUGCGUGGAGAAAUUUUUGAAACAUUUAUACAUGUGUAUAUUAAGAUGUUGCUAAGCCUUGCCGUAGUUAGAAUAUACCUGUUUUAAAGGAACGGCUGUAGAUUUUUCUUCUCCUUUUUGUCCACUUUAUGUAAACAAACUGAAUAUCGAUCAAUAUUAUCUUUAUGGACGAGUUAAAUGCCAAAAAUUUGAACAGGUUUUUGCAAUGUGUAUAUGUAUAAUAUAUUUCCACUUUUGCUUUACGGAUCAAUUCCGCCUUUUCAGCCUUUUAACCACCAUCACCAAUCAAAGUUGUCAUUCUCUUGCCUUAGUUGUGUACAUAAGAGUUAUUGUGCGGUAACCUUUCAGAGCAGUUCCCAUAAGCUUCUUCUUUUCAUCAGUACUUUUUUAGCGGACUUGACCGUAAGAGCUUGCACGUUCAGAAGGGUCAUCCGAACUUGUAUGUGUACGAGGCAUUCCUCGAAUGCUAUUCAGUGGGGUUUCAGAUGCAUGCUCAUUUAGGACCCAUAUGUCUUUAUACUACUCGUUUUUUGUACAUUUUCUGGGGACGUUGGAGACGCAAGUAACGCUGAUUUUUUUUGUGUGCAAGGAUUUGAGGUCUGUGAUGACAAAGCUGGGAGAACGUUUUAUGUCUCCUGUUCAGGGACGUUCUGUGACAUGCAAUUUUUUGUGAGAAAAGUGAUGGUUUCCAGGAGGGUUUUGUUGCCCCUCAAAGCAAAGGCCUGGUUGGGGGAUGGGAUGUUUUACAAAACCACUCCCCCCAAUGUUACGAAUGUAAAGAAAUGAUAAGUUAUUAAUAAAUUGCUAUUUUGUCUAUUCAAAUCUA